Messenger RNA from Saprolegnia parasitica CBS 223.65, 4155 nucleotides. RefSeq lists its product as hypothetical. Gene Ontology annotation, cellular component: cytoplasm. The transcript has 13 exons. Gene Ontology annotation, molecular function: phosphatidylinositol-3,4-bisphosphate 4-phosphatase activity. The record is from RefSeq and is a predicted model, not a curated record. The coding region runs from base 1 to 4155 and encodes 1384 amino acids. Lineage: Eukaryota; Oomycota; Saprolegniomycetes; Saprolegniales; Saprolegniaceae.
AUGCGUACCUCCGUAGCGCUCCUCGGCCUCGUGUGGCUGAGCCUCCUUGGCUUGGCGGCUGGCCAGCCGACGAACGCGACCAGCGGGACCAUCACGACCCCAACGCCAACGCCAACGCCAACGCCAACGCCGACGCCGACGACGCUGCCACCGGUGACGGUCGACUUGACCAACUUUACGACAGUCAAGAAUUGGAUCUCGGCCGACUCGCCUGUCUGCCGCUACCACGACCGCCCGUGCGUGGAGCUGCCGCCGACGACCAACAACCCGCUGCCGCCGACGACGCGGUACACCAACUUCUCGACCGCCGCGGCGACCAACCCGACGGUCUGCACCGAUCCGUACAGCGCGUGCGUGCCAACGAACCUCUAUGUGCCCAACGCGACCGUCCUCGCGAACGGCUCGGUGAGCGUCACGUUCUUGCUCAUUCGCACCGACUUGCUCCAGUCGGACGCAGCAAGCCAGCUCUACUUGUCGCUCAAGCUCAAUAAUGCGUCGUACGUGGCCGAGCCCGUGAUUGCGAUCGACGGCGCGAUGGCCACGCCGGCCUGUGACGUGUGGGUCUUCAACUGCUCGAGUGCCAAGCAAGUGACGUACGUCCCAAGCUCCGUGGCGCCGUCGGCCGCGACGACGCUCUCGCAAGUGACGUUCCUCCUCCAGCCGUACGCCGACACGGCGCUCAUCACGGUCGAGCGCUACAACAAGGAUUCGACCAAGCCGACGCUGCUUGUCGCGUCCAUGGCGCUGCCGCGGUUGCCGCCGACGCCGAUCGCGCAGCCCACGAUCGCGAGCGAGGAGCGGCCGGCGCAGCUCAUCACGUCCUUUGAGAUGCCGCCGGCCGCCAUUGCGUACAAGCAAACCACGCUGUGCAUCAACCUCAAGUCGUCGUCGUGCCAGGACGCGACGAGUGCACACACCGCCUCGUACUACAACGUGUCGACGAUGACGCUCAACGUCGUCAACGACAAUGGCUGGAUUGCCCGCCCCGUCGUGCUCUCUCGAUACAACGAGACCGAGCUCUGCGUGCACUUGCGCUGGAACAACACCAACCUGUCGCCGUUUCCGCGCAUCGGCUUGGUCCUCAACAACACGUACCUUCGGGCGGGCACGCAGUUUAUGAACCUCUCGUCUCUGACCGAGAUGUCGUUCACGUCCAACAAGACACUCCUCGCGACGAGCUGCGUCGUCGCGGCGCCUUACCCCGCACCCCCGCUCUUGAGCCAGCAAGUGCCCGACAGCCUCUGGACGGUCAUUGCCGCCGUGCUCUACGUCUUCGCGUUCCUCGCAGCGCUCGUACUCGUUCGCAUGAAUGGCAUUGGCGUCACGAGCACGACCGUGUACACGGACAUUGCGUCCAUUUCGGUCCUCUUUGUGCUGCUUCUGUCGCUGGCCAUGCAGUUCUACUGGCUCUCGGUGCUCAACCGACUCACGAAAACGGGCAAGACGCAAGAGGUCGCGUUUCUUGUCGCGGUCCUCGACAACAUUCGCAGCGCGGCGGUCUGGAGCCUCCUGGUGUCGAUUGCGAUCCAUUGGCUCACGGCCUACCACCCCAAGUUUCGCCAAGCGCACAUGAAGUCGAAAGUCUGGUGCGGCUGGAUGCUUGCGAUGGCGCUCUACGUCGUCCUGCUGGUGUGGCACCUCUCGCAGAACUUUCCGUUCCUCAAGUGCACGUACAUCGACUACCUCCUCAAUCGGAAUCCGGCCGACGACUAUUACAUCGCGCUGCUUGAGCCGCUCGAGUGGUGGCACGCCGGCGACGUCGCGUGUCGCAGCUCGUCCAGCGGGUUCCAGACGACGUUUCUCUUGCUGCACGCGCUCCACUUCUUUGUGUUGUUUUGCGUCUGCCUUCUCGGGUCGCUCCUCAUCCGGCAAGGCCUCGGCAUGGCCGUGGACUCGAUGGAAAGUUCCCGUGUCUACAACGGCGCGCUCCUGUACCUCGUCAUCACCGUGCUCAGCUUUGUGGUCUUCCUUGGCAUCCAGCAUGGGCUCCACAUGUACCUCUACUUGCACGACGACAAGAUCAACAUCCUUGUGUGGCUCUUCCUCGGUGAGUUUUGCCCGACCUUGAUUCCGUGCAUGGGGUUUCUCGUGCUCCAAUGGAACUCGAAGCUCUUCCAGCUCGGCGGGCAGUCGUCGUCGCUCAACACGUUCACGGCGCCGCGCCAGGCCGUCGAGACGGCCGACGCCGAGGACAUUGACUGGAAGUCGACGAUUGCGUGCGGCGAGUAUGACGAUGCCAACAUGGACGAAGAAGCCCAGCAGUUCGAGUACCUCCGCAUGCAGCGCACGAACCUCAGCGCACUCCACAGCUCGAUGUCACUCGCGCACCAGCAGAGCAAGAGCCGUCUCAGCUCGAUCGACAGCAACGACACCAUGGUCGCGCUCUGCUUGCAGCUCUACUUCCCCGAAGCGACCACGGCCAGCACACACGCUUUCGUUGAAGUGUACCAGUCCACGGACGCCGCGGUGAUGGGGGACGACUAUGACGACGUCCCGCGGCGGUCGUCCUUGCGCACCGGCGGCCUUUUCGAGUCGCUCAUGGACAACGCUGCGACGCGCCGCCGGACGUCGGCGAUGCUCCAUAAGACGCCGCUCAACUGGAUCCGCCGAGGCUUUACCGAGACGGCGCUGAGCCAGCAGUACCAGUUUGGCUUUUGCACCGGGUUCAGCUCCGUCUUGUACGUGCCGAUCGAGAAGCCGUCGACGCUGCGCUUCCUCGUGUACGAAAUGGACCUCGAUGUGCCCCGCGUGCUCGCCGAGUACGUGUGCCCCAUGGAGCAUUUGCUGCAGUCGACCAACGCGAUUGCGACCUUGUCGCCGACCGAGCGGUCGCAGGAGCCGCUCGUCUUGCGUCCGUCGAGCAUUCUGCAAGAAGAGCCCGACGCCGUGCUGAGUCUGACGCGCCGCUUUAGUUUUUUUGGGAACCGCCGCCACACCAAAGCGCGCGGGACGUCGGCGUCGGGGGUCUCGAACAUCUUGACGGUCGUGAACCACCCGGUGCUGCCCGUGCUGAAGCUCAAGCCGACGCUUCACGUGUCGCCCGAUGUGGUCACGCCGCCGCUGCUCAAGCAGACAUCGUCGCAGCGUCUCCAGGACGACUGGCGCGACGAACAAGCACGGCUCCGCGACGAGAUCGAGUGGACGCUCAUGGUGCGCGAAGACGAGUGCCACGCGCAGGCGCUCGCGGCGCUCGUCACGUCGUUUUGCCGGCACUUGGAGAAGGCCAUGAUGCCGUCGUCCGGGAAGCUCCUCGCGUAUCUCGACCACCUCUACGCGGUCGGGUACCUCUUCCAGGUCGAGAGUUUGCUCAGCGACCACGGGAAGGAGAAGGCGAUGCUCCAGGACUUUAGCGCCGCGACGUCGUGGCUGGCCAACAUUCGGUUCGAGCUGGAUCUGUGCGCCAAGCACCCCAAGCAAACGAGCAAGGCCACGUCCUUGCAUCUGCACUUGCACGACGUGGCGGUCCCUGGCGUCCUCUCGGUGCGCCUGAGCUCGUCGCCCCAGCACAACGGCUUCACGGUCGUGGUUGGCAUUUACUGCGACGCGUCACAGGUCGAGCUGCAGCAGCGGCUCGCGGUUGGCCAUCGCAGCAUUGCGGUCACGCCCGUCUUCUUCACCCAAGGCAUCAACGAGAUGCAGACGCUCGCCAACAAGUCGACGCUUCAGAAGGACACGGUGCAGGACCUCAUCAACCUCGCGAAUCUCGAAAGCCUCAAGACGUUCGUGGACCGGUAUGUGGCCUUUGCGCCACUUGAGAAAGACGACGUGCUCGCGGCGUACGAGCACCUCUCGACGCUCAUUGCGGCGGCCAAGAACGAGUACGUCAAGAAGAAGCACCCGGAGAUCCUUCAAGUGGCCGGUCACCUCACACGCCGCCUGGAUGGUGGACGUGUCGUGAGCUGCAAGAGCGCCAAGGACCGCACCGCCAUGAGCGUCACGCUCGAGCAAGGCUGGGUCUUGCAGGGACUCUACCAUGUGGACGCGGCGACGGCGCGCCGGGCGGUGGCCACCAUGCGCAGCUACGGCGUGCGCAUGGACUGCGUCGAGAAGAACAUUGGAAAGCGCCAGUAUGCGUUCAACUCGCUGCAGCGCUCGAUGCUGCCCGAGGCGUACCGCUGCCCCGAGGGCACGUUUGGGAAAGGCAAUGUGAGCUAG